Cylicocyclus nassatus is the source of this 4516-nucleotide messenger RNA. Lineage: Eukaryota; Metazoa; Nematoda; Chromadorea; Rhabditida; Strongylidae. The record is from the annotation of a GenBank genome assembly.
AGGCGACUGGCUGCUUUGGCACUUCGACCUCCAAAUGCGAUAAAUGCGGCGAUUCAUACUCGUCGCCCUUGUGGGCGCCGUGUGCUGCGGCACCGUUGCUGCCGUCGAUCCACUCUGCUCCGUCUACGAUCCCUUCAAGGUGCUUCCGGACAACAACAAGUUCCAAAUCGGAGGAGCAUUUCCACUGCACGAUCAGGACUGCAAGAAGUUGCUUCCCGAGACCGUUCAGGACAUAGUUGCCAUCCAGUGGGCGCUUACACACUGGAACCAAAAUCCGGCAAAUCAUAAUGCAAAAUUAGGUCUUUACGCUGGAGAUACAUGUUCACGAGCACAGGAAGCGCUCUCGCAAUCGUUGCGAUUUCUUGAUUCGGUCGGAUAUCAUGAGCCGAAAGAAUGCCGAACCGAAACGGCCGGAGCCAAACUGCUGGGUCUGAUAGCACCGAAGGACUACAUGUCAUCGACAUCGGUAGCAACGAUGCUCACAGUGGCUGAGCUACCGGUGGCUGCAUAUUCGAGCCAGGCAGCGAAUGCACUGAUCGAACUAGAAGUUCCGAAUAUCGUAGUUACAACUCCAACAAUGGAAGUCUACGUGGAAGCUUUGAUCAAAUUGAUGACAGCUUUGCGUUCAAACCUAGUCACCGUCGUUGAAGAUGGAUCAAAUGGAGAGACUGUGAAGAGAGUUGUGAAUCAAUUGAAUGAAGCCGACAUAUUUGUGUCAGAUGUACUACAUGUAGAUCAUCCCCAGCUAGCACAAGCCCUUGAAGAUAGUGAUAGCGAUAUAAUCGUUUCCUUACUGCCCAAAACUGAUCUCAUGGCCGCGGUAAAUGACCCAUCUUUGUACAAAAUGGAUAAGCUGUGGAUUUCACUACCAGUUGAUGGAGAAGCGCUUGAUAGUGAAGAACAGACCGAAAUCUUGCAUCCACAGGCAGAAAUUGAGAUCAUUUCCCUGCAACCGCACUUCAUUGACCUGCCACAGUUCCGUGACUACUUCCUUCGAGUUUUGAAAAACAACUACCAAAGCUAUCAGCUUUUGACUUCUUAUGUACAACAGGUCUACAACUGUACCGAUGAGGCUUGCGAAGUUGAGAAAACUCAAAUGGCUCUGCGUUAUAUGCAAUCGGCAACCACCGAAGCAGUAAUCAGAAUGACCUAUGCUUUCGCAGCUGUCGGCCAGAAGAUCGGAAGUGAUGCGGAAAAAGAACGAACAUGCGCUCAUCCAACUCCCGAAUGCACAUCGCUAAUUGUGCAAGAACUGCUAAGUCUUGACUAUGAGUUCGGCAUCAAUGAUCCGUCUGAAUUCGCUGGAGAGCGCCUCAGCUUCUACAGAGGUCGCGAGAAAAUGCUUGUAGCAUCGGGCAUGAAUGUGAAAGCCAUCGAACUGUAUAACAGUGGUGGAAAGACGAACGUAUACGAGUUGAUGUCGUUCACCACUGGACGUCAGCCCUCUGUAACGAUGUCAUCCAUCAGAACAGCAGAUCAGCGCAAACGCUCAAUCUGCAGCCCAUAUCGUCCUUUCUGCGGACAAUGCCCCAAUGUUCAGACUGUCGAUGGAGAGAGGCACUUCCUGUCUAUUCCACGUCACUAUCAGAUGUACUUGAUUGGGUUGUUCGAUCUCCAUGCCGGCUCAGCAUGCUCGUCUAUGAAAACCACCGACAUCAGUUUACCUAUGGCAUUUGUGCAUACGGUGUGGACCUUCAAACAACGCUUCCCCGACUUGGUCCUGCUGAAAAACCUAGACUUUGGUGCACUGCUCGUCGACACCUGCUCAUCUGGCAAGCAGGCCAUCGAGACAGUGGUCCGAGCCGAGACGCAAUGCUUCCGCUUCAACCAAGCUGGCAGAAACAUUACCAUCGUGCCCGGCUCGGUGUUCGGCUAUGUCUCCGGUCUACACGGUGACUCGCAAGAGGCCCUGAAGGGCUACUUCUCCUCCGGCGAUUCCGCGGCCGCGCUAGUCGCCGCCGAUGCUGACGCGACUCCACGCCACGCCUUCACGGCUCUACCCGGAGCCAGAAGCCAGGCGCUCGCUCUACUCAGGUUCCUUAAUCGCAUGCAUUGGCAGUUCGUCACCGUAGCGCUUAGCGAGCAGGAUCCAGAAUCACUGGCGGCAUUCCGCCAUUUCGAGCGCCUUGCGCUGGAUCGUGGUGUUUGUCUGGCAGAAGUUGUGAAUAUCGGAGGAGUGCGAGUGGAUAACCUACCGAUUGGUACAACUACUAAUGUGACAAUAGUAUUCGCCACUUCCCGCGAUGCAGCUGCCUACCUUGCCUUGACCCUUCGAUCGCCACGUAAAGUCGUCCAUAUUAUGAUGGGAGAUUCACACGAUUGGUAUUUGCACGAUCCACUGAACAAGAAGAACUUCCAGGGUGUCGUUUCAGUGCAACCGAAGGACAUCCUCCACAAUGAUUUCCGCGAGUGGAUGGAGACAACAACGCCAUUAACGCUACCCGAAAAUUGGUUCUGGUCUUUCAUCGAAGACCGUUGGCAGUGUGCGCUUACGCAAAAGAGCAAACUCACAUAUGGAAAGAUGUGUACCGGGGAUGAGACAUUGAAUCUUGACAAUUUGGGAAGAAUGACGAAAGCAGGUUAUCUCUCGCGUGGCUUAGAGCGCUUCUUAUUCGCUAUGGACUCGGUCUACAGGAAAAUGUGCCCAACCCAAAGCGGUUUGUGCUUGGAGUUCUACGAAAAUGGACGACAAAUGAUCUUGAGUCAGCUGAAGAAGACCAAUGUCGAAGACGAUGUAGACAUCUAUGAAUUCCUUCAUGUCGGAAACGAUGAGUAUGACUAUCGAACAAUCGGAAACUGGUCAGUCUCCGGCGGUCUGCGCUUGCAUUCGCUUUAUCGCAGUUUCUUUGACGGUCCAGUAGAAUCGAAAUGUCAACCACCAAUGUGUAAAUGCUUCCUCGAUGGCGACUUCUUCCAGCGCCCUCUCGACUCGUUUGUUCUGUCAUCUGAACAUGUGGAAGCAGAUAUGAGCAGCGGAUCAUAUGUGAAAAGACAGCCAGCUUUCGGUUCCGACAGAGUUGGAUAUCAAUCGGUCUUUGAGCACUUUUCGAUGGGACAAUGGCGUAAUUAUACGCACAAUUUUGUGCUACUUGCACUCAUCACGCUCCUCACUUUUGUUGCCAUCGCAGUUCUUGUUCUUGUGCUAAUCAAACUCUACCUCCGUGUUGUGAAGGGUAACCAGUCGCUUGGGAUCUCCUUACUAGUAGGAAUCAUCAUCCUCUACAUUACCGCCUAUUUCUUCGUCUUCGAUGCAACCGAUGCGGUUUGCCGACUCCGUGUGGUAAUGCACGGUUUCGGUUACUCGCUCUGUUUCGGAGUGAUGAUCGCAAAAGCCACACAGCUUCGAAAUGCCGAAACGCUAGGUUUCGGCACUGCCGUGCACAUUUCAUUCUGGAACUACUGGCUGCUGCUAUUUUUCAUUAUUGGAGUACAAAUCGCACUAAAUACGAGAUGGGUCGCCGAGCCAUUUAUGUCCACACUGGCCGUGUCGGACUCGCACUCGGAGAUGGUGUGCACGUUGGGCAGGGAGGAGUUCGUACUCGCUAACAUCUACGUCGUCAUUUUGCUGUUUCUUGCUUUGUUCAUCAAUAGUAGGAAUAGGAAUAUCAAGAGGAACUACAAGGAAACAAAGUGGCUUUUUGUCUCGUCCUUGCUUUGCACUUUCAUAUGGUUCACAUGGAUCACUGUCUACUUCGUUAUUCCAAACGAAUUCAAGGAGACCGUGAUUGUGUUAGAACUACUUAGCUGCUCAUCCAUACUGCUCGGUUUGUUGUUCGGUCCUAAAAUCUAUAUCCUCCUCUCAUACGAACCCGUAGUGGUGGAGUUCAAACAGGAUGGUGUUCAGCCAGGCAACAACAUGACACUGUUUGAGAGAGAUGAUGAUCUGCCAUCGAUGCGAGCUGUGUCGCCAGCUAGCAGCGGUGGUUCGACUCGCACGGCUUCGUCCAUUCGCACUGCGAAGGUACAAGCUCCAAAUGCACUAUACCAAGACGAACCGUCCCCCAUCUUCCACACGGUCAUGAGGAAAAAGAACAAGGUGCGCCGGUCGCACAGCGAACAUGAAUUAACCGAGCAGAUCCGUGCCUACCCGGAUGCAGCAGUCAUUCAUACUCCGUCAUCAAAGCCAACACCACCAGGUCUGAAGCGACCGACGAUCGUACACUAGUUGUAGUUUCCGAUGCUCAACAUUCUUUUAUUUGUACAUAUCACAUGUAAGUGCGGUUUCUUACCACAUUUGCGCUGCAAUCGCGUGCGAUUUGCGUUUUCGUUCGCAUGCCGCCGUGCGCGAUUGUUAGACGGGAGUUUCAGUUGGAGACGUUCCAUUAUGUAUUACAGUCUAUGCAUUUUACUAGCUAACCUCCUCACUUUGCCACCUUCCACUUGUGGAUCCCUUGAUGUUUUCUCACCCGGCCAUUACUCCAGGGACCACUAUCUCUAAGAUUUCACAAUUUGGUGUCUAUGCAUAAAUAUGAACUUUCUCAGCUUUUAUAUAUGCACACCGAAGCCAUCGAUAAAU